AUGGGAAUCCGGGACGCUGUCGACGGGACAGAACCAUCAUCCUUCACGAUGCGAUCCCCGACAAUGGCCAUGGUGACCGUCGACCGUCCUGCGGCUCCAGCUUCAGCUCCGGCUCCUCCGUCUUCCUCCCGUCCUGAACAACCCCCUGACUUGUCCAAGAAGACCAAAGCCCCCUCCGACCCAACCCCCGACCCAAACCUCCUCAACCCUCGUCUCCUCGUCAACGGAGCCUGCGUCUACGAGCGACACCUCCCCGGAGAUGCCUACAUCACCGCACACAUCCAGCGCCUCCAGCACGGGUUCUACUCCAGCCCCGCCGUGUCCAACCAAGACUACAGCCACGUGGAUUUCCUGGGUAUCACCUUCGUCUUGCACUCGGCCAACACCCUCGCCCAUCGCUUCAAAGCCGCCACCAUCCGCGCCUCCAUCCACGGUACCAGAGACCAGACGUCAUCGUCGAGUAACCGGACCCGAAACCCGCGCUUUCUCAUGCACGCCCCGCACCUCCUCUACGGCGCGGUCUCCCCCGAAACCCUCCAGUGGAACUACAGCCUCAGCGGCUCUCUGGGUGUGGCUGACCUCCCCGUGAUCGCCAGCGUCGCGCCCUCCGGCGGCAUGAACGGGCGUUACAAGCGGUACGAGAUGAUGCGAAUCCAGGGGUCCGUGCGGUCGCUCAAGAGCGCGCGCGGGCCGAACUUUGACGUCGAGGGGGGCGAAAUCGUAUGGACACUCGAGGAGAACAGUCUCCAGCGGUCUGGACUGCCACGUGAAUUCACGUUCGCCGUGCUCGUCGCCAAACCCCGCGCCGAGAGCCGCAUCCGCCUGGCCCUAGACAUAGAUCCUGUCCUGCAAUGCUGGUUCACAAACUACCCGGGACCCCUGCUAGCCCUACCGCGGUAUAAGCCCGUGCGGCGACGGCCGGUGGAUUUCCGGACGGAAGUGGGACAGCGCUUCGAGCCCCUCACGGCCGAGAAGGGGUUGUUCAAUUUCGCGGCCCUCGAGAGCUCCUUCGACGAUUAUGUAUAUAUGCCUGGACGGAAGUUCACGACGGGAAUAUCCCCGGACGGCGGACCCGCGCAGGACAACAACAACAACAACAACAACAACACCGACCCCGAGAUCCGACGCGACGUCACCCUGACCCGGGAUCUGACGAUUGACCCGCUGCGUGGCACGGUGCGCAGGAUCCCAGCCUUGAACGCCGCCGCCACGCCGCUGGCCGGGAAGACAGCCGUCGGGGGGUUCGAUCCGGGAUCCUUCACGAUGCGAUUGCUGGUGGAUAAUCCUCCGAGCCCGUCUGGCAAACACAUGCAGGUGGCGUCGGAGGUGACCACCAGUGUGCGUGGGGGUGGGGGACAGCAGUGGCAGCCGCGACGAGACGAGCCGACACGUUCGCGAGAGGUGAGACGCAGUACGACCCGGGCUUAGGGAUGGCGUGCAUGGUGGAUGGGACUGGGAGUUGGGGCGGGCUGUGUCAUCCUCUUUUCUUUUCUUUUUUUUUUUUUUUU
Messenger RNA from Aspergillus heteromorphus CBS 117.55, 1508 nucleotides. RefSeq lists its product as uncharacterized. The transcript is spliced from 2 exons. The record is from RefSeq and is a predicted model, not a curated record. The coding region runs from base 1 to 1428 and encodes 475 amino acids. NCBI's taxonomy places the organism in Eukaryota, Fungi, Ascomycota, Eurotiomycetes, Eurotiales, Aspergillaceae.